UAUUUUCGCCACCAAAGUUCUCUCGACUAAAAAGAGCUGAGGAAAGCAAGGGAAGUAAGCAACCAUGCCGACCGUAGUAAUAACAGCUCUCCUCGUGGCUGUCGUCUCAGCUGACACCAUCCCCCACUUCGUGGUUCCUGGAAAGUGUGCCAAUGUGCUUGUCCAAGACAACUUCGACCUUCAUAAGUAUUCUGGACGGUGGUAUCAGACCUCCAUCAUCGACAACCCUUACCAGCCCUUCACUCGCUGCAUCCACUCCAACUUCGAGUACUCAGCCUGGCGAGUUCCAAGUCAUCACAGCUGGAUCUAGUCCUUCCAACGACUACCUGAGGAUGAUGGGCAAGAUCUACCCGACCAGGGACUUGCCAGCUGCACACAUGCUCGUUGACUUCCCGGCUACCAUUGCCGCUCCCUUCCAAGUGCUCGCCACCGACUACCACUCCUACUCCUGCGUGUACUCCUGCAUUGCCUACGACAAUUACAAGGCCGAGUUUGGCUUCGUCUACUCCCGCACUCCGCAGACCUCCGGCCCGGCGACUGACAAGUGCGCAGCCGUGUUCAGCGCCAACGGAGUCAACGUGUCUGCCUUCAGGCCUGUCUCUCACGGUACUGACUGUAUCUACAGGGCUUGAUAACACUGUUAUUAACCGAUGGAUUUCAGUCAGUGGUUGGAAUUGGUCUUAAAACUAAGCAGUAACAUCCACAGCCCCAUGUAAAAAUAAAUAAAUAAAUACCGAUUCAACUG
Messenger RNA from Penaeus vannamei (Pacific white shrimp), 745 nucleotides. Its product is annotated as crustacyanin-A2 subunit. The record is from RefSeq and is a predicted model, not a curated record. Gene Ontology annotation, biological process: lipid metabolic process; response to reactive oxygen species. Gene Ontology annotation, molecular function: pigment binding. Lineage: Eukaryota; Metazoa; Arthropoda; Malacostraca; Decapoda; Penaeidae. Gene Ontology annotation, cellular component: cytoplasm.